Messenger RNA from Uranotaenia lowii, 917 nucleotides. Its product is annotated as pickpocket protein 28-like. The record is from RefSeq and is a predicted model, not a curated record. Gene Ontology annotation, cellular component: membrane. Gene Ontology annotation, molecular function: ligand-gated sodium channel activity. Bases 47 to 862 code for a protein of 271 amino acids. NCBI's taxonomy places the organism in Eukaryota, Metazoa, Arthropoda, Insecta, Diptera, Culicidae. The transcript is spliced from 2 exons. Gene Ontology annotation, biological process: sodium ion transmembrane transport.
UUAGGAUUGGUUGCAGAAAAAAGUCAUUUCAAGGAUCCACAGAACGAUGCCACGAAUUCGAUUUCUCAGAGCUUUGCGAAUACUUUGGAAGGAAUAUUGUGAAGAAAAUUCCAUCAACGCCAUGAAGCACUUGAUGGCGAGCAAUCAAGGACUAUUGAAUCGAGGAUGGUGGGGCGUUAGUGUGAUGGUGGCUUCGAUUUUGAGCGUGUUGUCCGCUGUUUCAACCUACCAGAAAUGGGUUCAAAACCCAAUCUACAUUAGUUACGAGCCUCAGCAAAUUCCGAUGUGGCAGGUUCCAUUCCCAGCUGUGACAGUUUGUCCCAUCGUCCAGAGUAAGGGGAAUUAUUACGAUAUCAAUCAUGCAGCAAGUAAGUUUCUACGUGGAGGAAUGGAUGUGCUAAAAAAGCGGGAUUUGGAAUACUUGAGCGCUCUAGCUCACGUUUGCCCGACUAUGACAAGGUGGCUUAAGUUUACAAAAAAAUGUCCAGUAUCAACCGUCGGAAUGUUGAUGGACAUUGGUUUGAAUUUCGAAGAAACUUUUUUAACAUGUCGUUGGAUAAGUCGAAACUUUAUUUGUAGUAAACUUUGGUUUCAAACAAUUACCGAUAAGGGAGUUUGCUUUACAUACAACUCAAUAUCCGUGGAAAGUUUGUACAGAUUGGAGAAACUUCAUCGAGAGUUUGCCUAUUCUAGUGUUUCCAAUAUGUCUAAUGAUUGGUUUCGAGAAAGCGGCUACAUUAACGAUUCCGAUAUGCUAGCUUACCCGAGGCGACAAAUUGGGACCGGAUUUAGAUUUGGGAUGGAAACUGUUUUGUAUGCUAGUAUGUUUGAUGACUCUUAUUUUUGCCAUGCAAGUAUUUGAAAAUUUUCUUUCUUGUGGAAUUUUUGAUUUAAUAAAACGCUUAUUUACUUUCAGG